UCCAUGCUCGUAAGAAGCCAAUGGCUGAAGAUUUGGACUAUAUGGCAGUUGCUAGCAUGACAGAUGGCAUGGUUGGAGCAGAGCUUGCCAAUAUCGUUGAGAUAGCAGCAAUUAAUAUGAUGCGUGAUGGAAGAACAGAGUUAACAACAGAUGAUUUGCUUCAAGCUGCACAAAUAGAAGAAAGAGGAAUGUUAGAUAGAAAAGACAGAAGCUCCGAGACAUGGCGACAAGUAGCUAUAAAUGAAGCUGCUAUGGCUGUUGUAGCUGUGAACUUUCCUGAUAUGAAGAAUAUAGAAUUUCUUACAAUCAACCCUAGAGCUGGUAGAGAAUUGGGUUAUGUCCGCGUGAAGAUGGAUCAUAUCAAAUUUAAGGAAGGGAUGCUUAGCCGACAAUCCAUCUUGGAUCAUAUCACUGUUCAGUUAGCACCUCGAGCUGCAGAUGAACUAUGGUAUGGUGAGGAUCAGUUAAGCACGAUAUGGGCUGAAACAUCAGAUAACGCAAGGUCAGCUGCUCGAUCAUUGGUUCUCGGUGGUCUCUCUGAUAAGCAUCAUGGCUUGAAUAACUUCUGGGUAGCUGAUCGCAUUAACGAUAUUGAUACGGAGGCAUUGCGGAUAUUGAACAUGUGUUACGAGCGUGCUAAAGAGAUUCUUGGAAGGAACCGGACGCUCAUGGACGAGGUGGUAGGGAAACUGGUUCAAAAGAAAAGUCUUACGAAACAAGAAUUCUUCACUCUUGUUGAGCUCUAUGGCUCCAUCAAACCAAUGCCACCAAGCAUUCUUGAACUCAGGAAAAUCAAACGGCUUGAGCUUGAAGAAACAGUGAUGAAACUAGACAUGACUACCGCGAGAAACAGUUCAUAAGAUGAAAGAGAGAGACACAGUUUGUGUCAAACAACAAACAUCAUUAUCAAAACCAAUUAAAGAGGCAAUGAGCUUUGAUCUUUUAUUUUACAUUUCCUCUGUAAUCUUAGUGUAUGGUUAGAUAAUUCUUUGAGCUUCAAUAAAUAAUUCCCAUUCCCCCCA
Camelina sativa (false flax) is the source of this 1022-nucleotide messenger RNA. NCBI's taxonomy places the organism in Eukaryota, Viridiplantae, Streptophyta, Magnoliopsida, Brassicales, Brassicaceae. The record is from RefSeq and is a predicted model, not a curated record.